ACCACACAGAAUGUGGAAGAUCAUUCUGCUCACAUUGUAUUUGCCGCAUUUGAAACUAUGGCUAAUACAGUGGCCUAUACACUGACGUUGCUCGCCAUGUUUCCCGAGUAUCAAGAGAAGGCUUUUGAAGAGUUUUGUGCAUUCUUUCCCAAGUCGAGAGAUUUAGAUGUUAGCUACAGUGAUAUUAAGAAUCUGGUUUAUUUGGAUUUAAUUCUUAAUGAAUCAAUGCGACUUCUGACACCAGUUCCAAUGGUUGCACGACAGACCAUGCGCGACGAAUGGGAUUUUUAUUCCAAAAGGAGUUCAGAUUGCAAUCGACAUCUUUCACUUGCAUCGGGAUAAGAAAAUAUGGGGAGCAAAUGCGGAAACAUUUGAUUUCGAACAUUUCCUGCCCCAUAACCAACAGGAGAAGCAUCCCUAU
Messenger RNA from Drosophila nasuta, 421 nucleotides. Its product is annotated as putative cytochrome P450 313a4. Lineage: Eukaryota; Metazoa; Arthropoda; Insecta; Diptera; Drosophilidae. The record is from RefSeq and is a predicted model, not a curated record. Gene Ontology annotation, molecular function: iron ion binding; oxidoreductase activity, acting on paired donors, with incorporation or reduction of molecular oxygen; monooxygenase activity. The transcript has a single exon. Bases 58 to 342 code for a protein of 94 amino acids.